Diabrotica balteata is the source of this 4042-nucleotide messenger RNA. Lineage: Eukaryota; Metazoa; Arthropoda; Insecta; Coleoptera; Chrysomelidae. The record is from the annotation of a GenBank genome assembly.
AUUGUUUGUGCAACUUGAAAAUGGAUCACUGCAGAAAAGAACAGAAAAAAACUAAUCCAAGAGAGACCGCCAAUAUAUUCUCUCUAGUUACUUUCGCAUAUAUCGGAAGUUUAUUCAAAAGAGCUUUUAAGCAAGACCUCAGUGAGGAUGAUAUCUAUGAAGUAUUAAAGCAACACCGUGCCAAAAAGUGUGGUGACCUGUUAGAACGAGAAUGGUUAAGUGAAAAAAGGCACACAAAGAAUCCGUCGGUUUCUAGCGUUAUGUGGAGGUGUUACGGAAAAAGAUAUUUGUUUAGGGGUUUCAUUGAUUUUGUUUUUAAUACCAUCAUGAGUAUUAUACGUCCAUAUGUGAUCAGCCAUUUCGUUGCAUACUUUGCUCCUGGGCAAAAAACUAUAACGAAGAAUGACGCCUAUUUUUAUGGAUGUGGCAUUUUGGUAAUCCACUUUGUGGCUUUAUUCUACAACCACAAUUACAUGAUAUGGAUUCAGAUGUUUGCCAUUGAGAUGAGAACUGGGUUUUCAUCCUUAUUAUAUAGGAAAGCUCUGAAACUUUCAUCAGCUGCUACAACCGACACAAAUCUGGGAAAUAUUGUUACUUUGAUUACCAGGGACGUCCAAGCGUUUGUGACCGUAAUUUUUAGUGUUAAUGACGCUUGGGUAUCUAUAACGCAAGUUUUGGUCAUUUGCUAUUUGCUGUUCAAUAAAGUUGGCGUCAUAUCAUUCGUAGGGAUUGGAAUUUUGCUAUCAGUUUUUCCCUUCCAAGUUUAUAUCAGUACAUGGAUAACCAAGUUAAGGUUGCAAGCGUGUAAAAAAUCUGACGAGAGGCUACAACUUAGCCAGGAAAUAUUGUCUACAAUAAGAAUAAUAAAAAUGUACACCUGGGAAAUGUUCUUCACAAAAAAAGUUACUAAAGCAAGAAAAGAGGAAAUGAAGAAAUUAAAUCUGGGAUUCUACUGCAAAAGAGUUAUUAUAAUUACAGGAGUGAUGUUUUUAAAUUUUGGCUUUUACAUGCUAAUAAUGGCUUGCAUAUGGGCAGGCGUAUCUACGGACACCACUAUAAUAUUUUAUAUUUUAUCCAACUUCCGAGAUCUCAGACAUUUUUUAGCUAUUGUGAUGCCCCUUGGUAUGGGAAACGUCAGUGAGUUUGUAUCUUCUUACAAGAGAUUAGUCAAGGCUUUGAAAUCUGAAGAGCUCGUCGAGGAAAUCACACCAGAGUCUAAAUCACCACCAUUUAUUAAACUAAAAGAAGCUACUAUUAAAAUGAAAGACCAAGACAUUUUAAAAGGUGUUUCUUUCCAAAUAUCUCCUGGUCUAACCGUGAUAACAGGUCCCAUUGGAUGUGGUAAAAGUACAGUAUUUAAAACUAUUUUAAAGGAUAUACCAUUAGACAGUGGAUCAGUAGUCACACAGGGUAGGAUUUCGUAUGCGUCACAAGAUCCGUGGUUGUUUCCUUCGACAAUAAGGCAGAAUAUACUUUUUGGAGAACCCUAUCAAGCCAGAAGAUAUAAUGAAGUUAUAACAGCCUGUGCCCUAACAUUUGAUUUAAGUCUUUUCGAAAAUGGAGACGAAACUAUAAUAACCGACAGAGGACUUAAUCUAAGUAAAGGUCAGCAAGCAAGAAUCAAUCUAGCCAGGGCUAUCUACAGAUCUAGUGAUAUCUAUCUUUUGGAUGACUGCCUUACUGCAUUGGAUGCAUCAGUUCAAGUUUAUAUAUUUAAUGAGUGCAUUAAGAAGUUUUUAAAAAACAAAUCAUGUGUUUUGGUUAGUCAAAAUCCUAGUCACAUACAACAAGCUGAUAAUGUCAUAAUAUUGGAGGAUGGUACAGUAAAAGAUGUAGGUAAACCAAGUGAGAAGAUUAUUAAAGAAGCCAAAGAAGUGAUAGAUCACGUUGCAGACUUACAAAAACAACAAUUUAAAGAAGAGAAAUCUGCAGAUAUCAGUAACGAAGUAACAGAGGAUAUAGAAUUGCUUCAAAAUGAAGAAAAGUCGACGAAAAAGAUCUAUAGUGAAGUAAAGAAACAAGGAUCUGUGGAUUGGAGAGUUUACAAACAGUAUUUUAUAUAUGGAGGAGGAUUUAUCUUCGUUCUAUUUAAUGUUUUUAUGAGAGGAUCCACACAGUUUGCAGUAAGUUAUGCAGAAAGACUACUAACCAAGUGGGUAGACAAAAAGCAAAUUGUGCUAAACAUCGAGAAAAAUAUUUCGACCAAUCCUCUUUCUAAUGAUACCUUAUUUCCCUCAUUGUCAUUGGCUCAAUCCAUCGAACAAGAUACUUUUAGAUUGUACUCGGUGUUUGUUGUAUUAGGUACAGGGAUGGAAUUGUUCACCACUUACGCUUUAUUGGAGUUUUGCAGAAGGGCGUCUGUUAACUUACACAAGGCCAUGAUCAAGAAGAUUAUCAACUCAGUGAUGAUGUUUUUCGAUACACAUUUAAUAGGAAAUAUAUUAAACAGAUUAUCCCAAGAUAUGCUGAAUGUUGAUGAGUACCUUUCUGCCGUUUUGGAUCAAUGUGUUAGGACUAUAUUUAACGUCGGUGGAAUAGUUUUCUUGGUUACAUUAGUUAACCCUUCUGGUGCUGUCAUCAUCGCUUUGAUUUUUGCGUUAGCUUUUCUAAUGAGAAAAGUGUACUUACCUGCAGGAAGGAGCUUAAAACGUCUUGAGGCAGCAAGUCGAAGUCCUAUGAUUGGCCACCUCAACGCGACCUUAGAAGGAGUCACCACUGUGAGAGCUUCGAAAGCGCAAGAAAUUUUAAUAGAAGAAUAUAAUAGACACUUGGACUUAUACACUUCGGCAAAUUUUACAUCCAUGUGUUCUGCUAGGGCUUUUGGAUUUUUUAUUGAUUUAAUAUGUUCAUUAUUUAUCGUUUUCGUAGUGAUCAAGUUUUUGUUCUUUAACAUAGAUAAUACAGCUGGUGAUAUUGGCCUUACUAUCACUCAAGUCUCUGCUCUUUCCAUAAGUAUAACCUGGUGCGUACGGAUGUUUACUGAGCUGGAAAAUAAUAUGACGUCCUUGGAAAGAAUCCUGGAAUACACUAAUAUAAGAACGGAGAAUAAGGAAGGAGCUGAAAUCAAUAACUGGCCUUCACUUGGAAGCAUAUUGUAUCAAAACGUGUACCUGUCGUAUGAAGGCAAUACCCAUUAUGUUUUAAAAAACUUAAAUUUUGAAAUUAAACCUACAGAGAAGAUUGGCAUAGUAGGAAGGACUGGUGCAGGGAAAUCUUCAAUAAUAUCUACUCUCUUUAGGCUUUAUGACGUUCAAGGAAAGAUCCUUAUUGACGGAGUUGAUAUAAAAACUUUGUCUCUAGAUUUCUUAAGGAAACAUAUUGUUGUCAUCCCUCAAGAUCCCACGAUAUUCUCGGGGACAAUUCGAUCAAAUCUUGAUCCUUUGUGCGAAUUUAAAGACAAAGACCUCUGGAACGCUUUACAAACAGUCGGAAUCAACGAUUUAAUCACAAACUUGGAACAACCAACGAAUAGUAACUUACUAAGUUUUAGUUCUGGUCAAAAACAACUCCUCUGUCUAGCUAGAGCUUUGCUUCGAAAAAACAAGAUUGUUGUUAUGGAUGAAGCCACCGCCAACAUGGACCACGACACUGAUAAACUUUUACACAAAAUUAUUAAGGAAAACUUUUUUGAUUGCACAGUAUUAACCAUAGCUCACAGAUUACAUUCUGUGCUUAGCUGCGAUAAAGUGAUGGUGUUGGAUAGAGGGGAGAUAAAAGAGUUUGGAGAACCGACGACGCUGCUCGAAAAUAAAGAGGGAAUUUUUUAUAGUAUGGUGCAGCAAAAUAAAUUGAAUGACGUUUUGGUGGAAUAGUUAAAUUCAUUUAAGAUUCCCUUUAUUAAUUAGUUUUAAUAACAAUUUCAGUAUCUUUUUAUUUGGUAAAUAUUAUUUCAUCAAUUUUACAACGAUUUAUUAAAGAAAUCGUAAUAAUAAACCAACAUUUUUCUAAACUUUACAUUCUCUGAAUUUCUGUAAUGCUUAAUCAACUCUAAAGUUUUUUGAUACCGUGCAGAAGAAGUAAACUACAAGUUUUGCAUAAUUUG